Molecule: messenger RNA, 2566 nt
Organism: Penicilliopsis zonata CBS 506.65
Lineage: Eukaryota; Fungi; Ascomycota; Eurotiomycetes; Eurotiales; Aspergillaceae
Exons: 6
Coding region: 65-2068 (667 amino acids)
Biological process (GO): protein phosphorylation
Cellular component (GO): nucleus
Molecular function (GO): ATP binding; protein kinase activity
Source: RefSeq, a predicted model, not a curated record
CCCCCCCUCUCUCUCUCCCACCGAACUUUCUCCUGGAACUGUCGCUUGACACGCGCUGUUCACCAUGUCCACGCCGUCGACAGCCACCGUGACGCAUCCUUCGCACCAUCAACAACACUACGGAUACCCUCAUCACCACCCAUCGUACCCAUCCAACACUGCAUACCCAACGGCGACGGCAUCGACAGCGACGAUGUCGACCUCGGCGACCACGGGGCCGUCUCUUCUCUCCCACCAGUACGCCUACGCCGUCAAUCCCCCGUCGACCUCCCUGCCCUUUGCUCCCUCCGCCGCCCCGGCCGCCGCCUCGACGGCUGCUCCCACAACUCCCACAGCGGCCACGAUGCCUUCUCAGAGCGGAAGGAAGGCGAAGAAACCCGACUGGGGGGAAUUUUACAAAAACGGCCUCCCCAAGGAGGUGAUCGUGAUAGAUGACAGUCCGCCGCCGGGCCAGCAGAGGACUGCGGUCGCCGCGGCUGCGGCGAGUGGUCCACUGCCACAGCCGGCUGGCAAGAAGAGGCGGACCGGCCUGGAGUCGGCCUACGAUCUGGGAUACUACGAUCGCCCGGCGUUCUCCAUCAAUCCCCAGCAGUAUGGAGAUGAGUCGUCGGCCGGCUCGCUCUCCACGGACCGCACCACCUCGCUGCACACUACGGCUCCCACCUCGCUAGGCUCGCAGGGCAGCACCGCGGGUGCCAGCAACGGCGCCUACUACGAGGAGGCCAAUGUCGGUCAGAAGCGCAAGCGUGUGACGACACGCAAAUCCGCUCGCGAGGAACAGAAACGUCGCGAGCUUGAAACCGCCGGCGAUGCCUUUAUGAGCUAUAUCCCGCCGCCCAAACCCCCGAUCAAGGCCAAAGAUGUCCCAGUACCAGUCAUUCGUGAUUUUUCCAUCAAUAGAAAUGACAAAUUCGACGACGAUGAUGGCCAUUAUAUCGUCACUCCCGAGACUCCUCUGACGGAUCGAUAUUCGAUUAUCAAAUUAUUAGGCCAGGGAACGUUUGGAAAGGUCGUCGAGGCCUAUGAUAAGCAAAAGGGGACUCACUGUGCGGUCAAGAUCAUCCGGUCGAUCCAGAAAUACCGCGAUGCCUCUCGGAUCGAACUGCGCGUGCUCUCCACCCUGGCGUCAAAUGACAAGAACAACCGCAACAAAUGCAUCCAUUUGCGUGACUGCUUCGACUUUCGCAACCAUAUCUGCAUUGUGACGGAUCUCCUGGGGCAAAGUGUCUUUGAUUUUUUGAAAAGCAACGGUUUUGUUCCCUUCCCCAGUACGCAGAUUCAAAAUUUUGCUCGUCAGCUUUUUACAAGCGUGGCCUUUCUUCAUGACCUCAACCUGAUCCAUACCGACCUGAAACCCGAAAACAUCCUCCUGGUCAGCAACGCCUAUCAGACCUUCACCUACAACCGCACCAUCCCUUCCUCAUCCCAUGCCACUUCCCGUAAUGCUCGCCAACGGCGGGUUCUUCUUGACAGUGAGAUCCGCCUGAUCGACUUCGGAUCGGCCACCUUUGAUGAUGAAUACCAUUCGUCCGUGGUAUCGACCCGGCAUUACCGUGCUCCCGAGAUUAUUCUUAAUCUGGGAUGGAGUUUUCCGUGCGACAUCUGGAGUAUUGGCUGCAUCCUCGUCGAGUUUUUCACGGGCGAUGCUCUGUUCCAGACCCAUGACAACCUGGAGCAUCUAGCGAUGAUGGAAGCCGUCAUCGGACACAAGAUCGAUGCCAAGCUGGUGCGACAGGUGAUGCAGGGUGGCCGUGCUGGCAGUCAAAACCAAGCCGCCAAGUACUUCAACCGGAACAAACUAGAUUACCCUAAUGACGAAACGACAAGAGCCUCGCGGAAAUACGUGCGAGCUAUGAAACGCCUCGACGAUUUCAUCCCUACGAACACGCCUUUCAACCGACAAUUCUUUGAUCUCCUGCAGAAGAUCUUCGUCUAUGAUCCGAAGAUGCGUAUUACUGCUAAGCAGGCACUGAAACACCCGUGGUUCAAAGAAACCCUCAUCGAUGAUGGAACGGAAGCUCUCCGGAUCGGAUACCAGCUCCAGCGCAGCGGGCGGCCACGAGGAUGAUCUGUCCCCUCUUCCCCAAGCAGAUCUCUCUUGUUUUCCCUCUCCUCAUUCGGCCACCCAUUCGUGUUGUAACGGUAUUUGCUAUGGAUAGAGGACCUCUUUUUUUUUUCUUUUUCUUUUUUUUUUUUCUUGGUUAAUGGGUGUCGGAUGGUGCAGUGUGUUCCACGAGGAUCUUCGAGACUAUCGCGACGCGUUAUGAAAAUAUUUUAUCCUUGUCCCUUCAUUUUUCUUAUUUUUCUCAUUUCUGCACUUUUAUUUCUGCCGGGGAUGGAGUUGCAUGUUUUUACUUCUAUGAUUUCGGGGGACGGAUCUAUGGCACACCGCGAGGAGAUUACCAGAGUCGACUUCUAUUUAUCCGGUUAUUAUUCUUCAGCAUUCAUUUGUGAUAUGAACAGUGGCGCUGGGUUUCUUGCAUGGUGCUCUCUAUUCAGCAUGUUAGAUAAUUAUGAGUUCUGCUUGUGCAGUUACUGUGGUCUAACCACUUGGUCGAUGACGCAC